This is a messenger RNA of Naegleria fowleri, 1179 nucleotides long. RefSeq lists its product as uncharacterized. The transcript has a single exon. Gene Ontology annotation, molecular function: protein binding. Lineage: Eukaryota; Heterolobosea; Eutetramitea; Acrasida; Naegleriidae. The record is from RefSeq and is a predicted model, not a curated record. The coding region runs from base 1 to 1179 and encodes 392 amino acids.
AUGCAACCAAACCAUCAGCGAUUGAUCAUGCGUCCCUCUCAUCAUCACAAUGAUGAUCAUAAUGACGGAAAUGAUGCUGCCUCUCUCACACGAUUAUAUCUCGUUGAUUUUUUCUCACAUUCCUCUCUGUCAUCAUUGGAAAUUCCUUGUUCGAAAAAGACAAUGGAAGAAUUAUUUUCAAAAUUCCGAAACAAGAUGAGAGGUGUCAAAACACCGAUAGUUCCCUUCUCCGUCAUGAAUUUUCAACUUGUUGAGACUUGGAAGAAAUUUCCCAUCUCGAUCACGACCAAUGCCAAAGACACUUUGAAAAUUCAUUCUGAAAUUAUGACCGAUUCUGUUGAUGAUGAAAAUUCACAAGAAUAUGAACUGCUUGCUCCAGUGAGCAUUAAAAUUUCCUAUCAUCAUCAAUGUUUGAUUGUGAGUGUAUACAAUAAUCAGAAUACAAUUUUGGUGGAUUUGGAAAAUUCGUGUCGAAAAGUGAAAAAAAUUCUUCCCAUUCAGACCAAUGCGAUCGAAUUGGAGAUGAAUUAUAAUGGCCUUAACCAAGAUGCCUUGUUGUGUUUUAGGAGGGGAUGUGUCACGAAAUUUGACAUGCAUCAACUCUUGACAGAACGAUUUAAAAAGAUAAAACCAUUGUGGAUUUCUGAGAAAUGUUCAUCUUCAGCAUCGAUGGCAAUCGUUGGAAGAGAGGUUUUAGUGACAGGCGACAGAGCAAAAGUUUAUGUAUUGAGCUUGACGAAUGGCCAGUUAUUGCAAACCAUUUCCCUACCAGAUACAAUUUCACGAGUGACAGGAAUUGAUUUUCUUCCACGGAAUGAAGUGGUGAUGGGAGAAGGCCAUCCCUUUGAUCGACUCAUUCUUUGCAGAAAAGAACCAAACGAAGGUCAUGAGGCCCAAUGGAGGUUUAUCAAAAUGUUAGUCGAUGAACAUGAAGGACCAAGAGAGGACAAUGAUUUGGCUUAUCCCUAUCAACUUGUGAUAGACAAAGCAAACAAGAAUAUUAUUGUGAGCUCGUGCUAUAGUCAUCAACUUCGGAUUUUUAAUUCCAACGGACAGAAAAUAAGAUCGUAUGGAUCUAGUGACCAAUUUAGCUUUCCAGAAGGAAUGUGUUUGAAUGAGCAUACAGGAGAGUUAUAUGUGUGUGACACUGAUCAUGGUUGCAUUCAUGUUUUCAAAUAA